AUGUCGAAAUACUCCUCCGACCCCGCGUGGGCAUCAGUUACCCCCAUCCCGCUGGAUGAUGGGUCAAAUCGCUUUACUCAGGCAGACAGAGACAGUGCUGGCGGCGAUGGCUCGGUGACUACCGCUAAUGUGGCCGGCGAGACGUUGCCGCUGGCGACAAUUGCGUAUUCAGACGAGUACGCUGAGGCGACUGCUUAUCUGCGGGCCGUGAUGGCCGCGAACGAGAUGUCAGACCGAGCACUAGCAUUGACAGAGGAUGUGAUUCGGUCGAAUCCAGCACAUUAUACGGUCUGGCUCUACAGAGCACAAAUACUCAAUGCUCUGGGCAAAGAUCUGAAAGCUGAGCUCGCCUGGCUCGACCAGCUAUCCACUAAAUAUUUAAAGAGCUAUCAGAUAUGGCACCACCGCCAAGUAAUAAUGUCCAAUGAAUCCGUCUUCCCUACCUUACCUGAGGGAGAACUGGACUUCUUAGUAAAGAUGUUUGCUCUAGAUGCCAAAAACUAUCACGUCUGGACAUACAGACACUGGCUUCUCAGACACUUCAAACUAUGGGAUUCGCCAGCUGAGUUGGCGGAUAUAGAGAGAAUGAUUGACGAGGAUGUGAGGAACAAUUCUGCCUGGAACCACCGGUGGAUUAUGCGGUUUGCGCCUAGGGAGGGUUUUGAUAGUGGGCUGCCUGGUGUGGGGACUGCUGCCAGCAUGGGCGCUGGUGCAGGGAAGAUGGUAGUUGUGGACGAGGACAUGGUUGAUGGCGAAGUGGAGUAUGCAAAGAAGAAGAUCGUGCUGGCGCCUGAGAACCGGAGUCCGUGGGCGUACAUGCGCGGCGUGCUCAGGGCUGCCGGUCGAGGGCUGGCGGAUAUCAAGACGUUCGCACAGCGGUUUGUUAUCGAGGAGGUGGUUGAGGAAGGGAAGCGCGAGAUCCAAGUCAAGAGCAGCCAUGCACUGGAGUGGUUGGGCGAUGUGUACGCCGAAGAAGCGCAAGACCCCGAGGCAAAGAGCAAUGCGGUGCGGAUGUUUACAAUGCUGAAGGACAAGUACGAUCCUGUCAGGAAAAAUUAUUGGGAUUAUCGGAUUAGAUCGUUGGACAGCUAG
Messenger RNA from Microsporum canis CBS 113480, 1092 nucleotides. RefSeq names its product CaaX farnesyltransferase alpha subunit. Lineage: Eukaryota; Fungi; Ascomycota; Eurotiomycetes; Onygenales; Arthrodermataceae. Gene Ontology annotation, molecular function: protein farnesyltransferase activity; CAAX-protein geranylgeranyltransferase activity. The transcript is spliced from 3 exons. The coding region runs from base 1 to 1092 and encodes 363 amino acids. The record is from RefSeq and is a predicted model, not a curated record. Gene Ontology annotation, biological process: protein geranylgeranylation; protein farnesylation. Gene Ontology annotation, cellular component: CAAX-protein geranylgeranyltransferase complex; protein farnesyltransferase complex; cytoplasm.